CUCUGCCAUCCUACCAACUGGUCAGAUCUUAGAGAAAUUUCCAUAUUGAGGAUGGCCCUUCUCAGCUACCCUGUUCCAGAGUUGGAUGUUACCUUGCAAGAAGUGAGCCGUGUCCUGCAGCUCACUUUAAGCCCUGACCUUUAUCCUGAGUUCAAAAGUACGCUGGAACAGCAGAGGGAGCUCCUUCAAGAGGCCCAGCAAAAAUUUGCAACCAUUGCUGCAGGCCAAGAGAACUGGGUGACAGAGCAGUUCAAGAGAGGUCUGCUGUCUUGUGUUGACCCUCUGCCCACCUCCACAGCCCUCCCUGUUGUUCAUCUUCCUUCCCAAUCAAAACGAUGUACCCAGUUGGGGAGGGCAGCCGCUCUACUCUGGGCAGCAGCAAAGCUUCACAGUGAGCCCUUGUUACUGGAGGGCAAUGUGGCAAUGGAGCGCACACAGCAGUCUGAGGUAUUCGCUGCCAGCCGGAUUCCUGGCAGGCAUCAAGAUGAGAUUAAGGUCUACCCAGAUAGCCUCCAUGCCAUCAUCACCUGUGUUGGAGGAGUGUUCCCUGUUGACAUACUGUGGCGUCCCAGCACUGGUGGGCCAGUUUCUGCUCGAUCAUUCAAUGACAUCUAUAAACAGCUGGCUCAGGUGAUGGAUCAACCCCGAGCAGGAAAACAGAAUGAUCCCUCUGCCAUUUGCAGCCUCUCAGCUCUGGAGCGCAAAACCUGGGCUGCCACCAGGGAAGAGAUCAUGGGGCAAGGAGGGGACACAGCGGCAUCACUGGGGCUGAUGGAGAGUGCUGUGCUGACGCUGUGUCUGGAGGAGUGCAAUGCACCCUCUGAACUGGCUGAUAUUCUCAAUGCAGUGAGAUUGGGAGGAGGAGGAGACAGUCCAUGUCUGAGAUACUAUGACAAGGUGGUGAACCUGGUGGUGUUCAAGGAUAGCACAGCUGGGAUGGUGUUUGAACACAGUGCUGUGGACGGAAUGGUGGCUGGACUUGUGACUGAGCUUUUGUACAAUCUGUCAGAAACUGCUGAGCUAAACCUAGUCCAUACUGACGCAGAAAAUGUGAAUGGGUCUGUCAAAGUAAACAAUGUUAAUUCUGUUUGUCCAACUUCCCUAACAUUCUCCUUGCAAGGCAUCAAUACCCCCAAACCCAGCCCUGACUUAAAAACAACACACCCAGUUCUCACUUUUGAUGUGCCCUCCUAUCCUGAUGUUUUUUCUACUCUUAGAGGGCAGAGAGGCCUGUACGAUGCUUGGAUCAAUUUCUCUUUGCAGCUUUCCCUAAAGCAGACUCUUGGGGAAUCUGCUGCCAACCACAUACUUGUUACACCUACCCAUAUGCGCCACUACAAACAUGGCCGUUGUGAUCCUACGUACUCACUCACCAUGCUUUCUCGCAAGUUGGUAGGUACCUUGGCAUCAUGUAUUGGCCCAGAUAACACAAUCCAGUACACAACUGACCUCCUACACUUGUUCCAUGUUGCAUUUCUGGAACAUAAAAGCCUCAUCAGAAACACCAAAAAUGGUCACGGAGUCGGUCCCCACCUAGCUGCCCUCCGUCGCUCAUUGCUAUCUGACAACCCACUGAAGAAGUACCUGGACCCGUUUGGGUGUCCAUCUGUAUACCUCACAGGUACAGAUCUGAUGGAGGGUGUGGAGUGUGGAGUAGGGAAUGUUUAUGCCCAAGAUCAGCUUGCUGUAACCUACCUUGGGAAGAGAGACAAGGUUCGCAUUGUGCUUAAUGGGAAAGGGAGCUUUGCUCUUGUUCUGGAGAAGCUUCAAGAAAGCCUGAAGAAAAACCUGAAGCUAGUGAUGCUUCUAGCUGUUAGAUAUGCUAUUGCAUACCAAAUGGGAGCCCUGGAGUGUAUACUCCAACAGGGUCAAACAGAGAAAAUGAAUGGAGAGACAUAUCACUGUCCAGAGAGCCUAAACAAUGGCAAAACCAUUGUUGGCUCCACUUCUGGCAUGAGCCCAGACUAUAAUCUGGUGAUCCAUGGUGGCGCAGGAGAGGUGAUGAUGCUGAACACCGAAGUGAUCGGAGUUAUUGAGUUUUCUCUACAGACAGCCUUAACCCUUGGAACUCAAGUGCUUCAACAAGGGGGCAGGAGUCUGGAUGCAGUUCAGAGGUCAGUGGAAGCUCUGGAGGACUGCUUCCUAUUCAAUGCAGGUAAAGGCUCAGUAUUCAACAAAGAUGGCAAAAAUGAAAUGGAAGCAACCAUCGCAGAUGGCAAUGCAAAAGGGUCAGGAUCUGUUGCUUGUGUGCAGAGUGUGAAGAACCCAAUAAAAGCAGCCAGGUGUGUCCUUGAGAAAAGCUCACAUUCACUAAUUGUGGGAGAUGGGGCUGAGGAGUUUCUGCAGGGGUUGGAGGAGAAAGAGACGCCUGUUGGGCCUGAGUAUUUCUACACUGAUAUACGUCACAAAGAGUUAACUGCAAAGCUUAGUGGUGGAAAUACCUCAAAAAACAAUCACCCUCAGACAGUUGGAGCUGUGGCCUUGGAUCGUUGGCAUGGGUUGGCUGCUGCAUCCUCCACCGGUGGGUUAGUAGGAAAGCUGAAAGGGCGAGUUGGGGAUACAGCAGUAGUAGGGGCAGGAAUAUAUGCUGAUGACCAGGUAGCUAUUACCUGCUCUGGAGAUGGAGAUGUAUUUCUGAGACACACAGUUGCACAGAAAAUAGCUAGUCUCUACCAUCACAAAGGCUAUAGCCUUAGGCAGGCAUGUAGAGAAGUGAUGGCUGAAAAUCUGAAUGGGAUCUGUGCAGGAAUCAUUGCAGUGGACGCUAAAGGUGAUGCUAUCAUUGAAACAAAUGCUAGUGUGAUGUUUGUGGCCUCAAUGGUAAAUGGCAUUUCACGAGUUGAAGUCCUGAGGCCCCUGAAGAGCUUCUCUGAUGUGAUCUGGGAAACAGAUGAGCUGGUUGCCUACCUUGAUCCCAAACCCUGGAUCCCUGGGUCAACCAUUCUGACUAGAAAAACUCUUAGUGGGGCAAGUAGCAUCUUUCAGUUGGCUACACCUGAUUUUGUGGCUAUGCUACAAGGAGCAAGAGCUGCGUCAAGCUUGCUAUGUGAGCGUCUGGGAGUGCAGCGCUGUGCCUUGGUUUUUAACCCAACCCCUGAUCAGCCAGCAAAAAUCAGACUGCUCCCGCUUCAUGGCCUAGAGCCAAAGUGGCAGCCCCAUCUUGCCAAUGAAGAAGAAUUCCACACUCAUGAUCCUGGCUACUGCACCUCAAAAAGUGGCCCACGCUGGGAUGAUGAGGCACUGACCCAGGUUCAAGCCAAGAUUAGAAAUGGACUGCCAACACCAAAUGCACCCUCUUGCUUUGACUUUUUCGGAGAUGCUUCAAAUGAUAACCUGUUCAGUCGCAUUGUGCGUGGAGAGCAGCAACAAUGGAGAGUAUGGGAAGACAGUGAGCACGUUGCCUUCCUGACACCAUACCCCAACACUCCUGGACUAACUGUUGUGGUGCCACGCAAACCACUGUCCAGUGACAUCUUCAAACUAGAGGAAGCUGACUAUAAAGCACUGAUCUUAGCCACUCAAAAAGUGGCCAGACUACUAGAAAAGGGCAUGAGAGCUCGAGGUGUUGCACUGAUCUUUGAGGGCUUUGAGAUUGACUAUGCUCAUGCCAAGUUGAUCCCUGUGUUACCUUCACCAGUUGGUACUAAUCACGCUGAGCUGCAACCAGAAUGCUUCCAAAGCUAUCCUGGAUAUGUGUCAUCACUGGAUGGCCCAGCUGCUGACCCUGAGGCCCUCAAAAGGAUCCAUACAAAAAUUACCCAGUGCAGGCCUCCUCGUUCAUGGGAAGACCCACAGUCUCACUCCACACUUGCCAUCAAGAGCCAGUGGUAUCGCAACCUGUUCCGGAUUCAAAACACUCUUUUCCACAGUACAGUGGAAUAUUUCCACACUUCCUGCCAGUACUCCUACGCUCUGACCCCUCUCACCACAGACACCAUCUCCUCACCGAUGGGCUUAGGAUCUGACUCAGAACCAGUUUCUGUUAAUCUGCUGGGCCAAGACAUCUACCUGGCUGAUUCAAUGCAAUUUGUACUUGAAUACUUCCUUCGCUUCCAAGAGAAUCUGCCAGGGACGUACUACAUCUCUCCCAGCUUUAGAGGGGAAGAUCCUGAUGCCACACACUUGAACCAGUUCUACCAUGUGGAGUGUGAACUGUUGGGUGACAUGGACAAAGCCAUGUCCAUAGCAGAGGGAUACUUGGCACAUCUUACCAAGUCCAUGUUGAAGAAACACUCUGAUCUGAUCCUCAACACUGCAGGGACCCUUACACAUGUCACAGCCAUGCUGAGUAAGCUGGAUGGGAAGACCCCACUACCAAGAGUCCCUCUAGACAAGGCCAUUCCCAUGAUGCCCUCUGCUGACUGCUUAGAGUGGGUUCAAGAUGGCCAGCCCAAGUUUGGCAGAAAGCUAACACGCAAGGGAGAGCGGGUCUUGAUAGAGAAAUAUGGUGGUGCUGUCUGGCUGACUGAGAUGGAUCAUCUAGGAGUUCCCUUCUACCAGGCAUAUGUGGAGGGCACUGGGCGGUGCAAAGCCAAAGCUGCUGACCUUCUUCUGGGCCUGGGUGAGACUGUGGGCCUUGGUGAACGUCAUUCCACCCCAGAGAUGGUACAGGAGGCCCUGAGGCACCAUGCAGUGCCAGAGCAGUCCUACAAAUGGUACAUUAACAUGCGGCAAGUGAAACCACUCCUUACCAGUGGAUGGGGCAUGGGUACGGAGCGCUACUUGUGUUGGCUGCUUCAGCACCAUGACAUCAGAGAUAUACAUAUCAUUCCUAGGAUGAAAGGAAUGAAGUACAUGCCCUGAUCAUAAGUUCUCCACAGGUUUUCAAACGAUUAGAAGAGGAAUUUUACAAAAUGGAAUUAAACCAUAAAAAUGCCUCAAUAAUCCAGACUUUGGGACUUUGAUCCUCACCAAUGAUCUUUCUUUCUUUUUCCAUGGCUACAAAAAAACUCCCACAGCCCUCAAUUCUACCUGACCCUUGUGUCCUUAAAAUUAAAAUGUUUCUGUAAAUUGAGUGUUUUAACAUUGCAACACAAAGCAGAGGCAUCAUCGUAGAAAAGACACAAUUAAAUAAUUUUAGAAUAAGUUAAAAAUUAUGCUACAGCAAGUAAAUCAUUAAUUGUUCUUUAAAUGUUAACACUAAGACUUUGUUUUCUUUCUCAUAAGUAAAGCUACAGUACAAUUUCCCUGUAAACUGAGAAUACAUGAAUAGUGUAUGUAGAACUUGAACUGUUUCAGUAUGCUUGAUUCUUGGUGUAAGACUUAUUAACAGUGUUGACAAAAUAAUUAGUUAAGGGUAUAAAUUGUAUGAAUAAGUUGUGCAGACUAUGUUAGAGCAACAUAAAGAACACAUAUGUUCUUGUUGUAUCAUCAUUUAUGCAAACAAAUGUUUUAGUGUUCCUCAAUAUAAUGUUUUUUUUCAUGUU
This is a messenger RNA of Dicentrarchus labrax (European seabass), 5426 nucleotides long. RefSeq lists its product as uncharacterized. Gene Ontology annotation, biological process: tRNA aminoacylation for protein translation. The coding region runs from base 52 to 4803 and encodes 1583 amino acids. The record is from RefSeq and is a predicted model, not a curated record. Gene Ontology annotation, molecular function: hydrolase activity; aminoacyl-tRNA ligase activity; acyltransferase activity. The transcript has 4 exons. NCBI's taxonomy places the organism in Eukaryota, Metazoa, Chordata, Actinopteri, Moronidae.